Molecule: messenger RNA, 645 nt
Organism: Paraphaeosphaeria sporulosa
Lineage: Eukaryota; Fungi; Ascomycota; Dothideomycetes; Pleosporales; Didymosphaeriaceae
Exons: 3
Source: RefSeq, a predicted model, not a curated record
CUCGCUACACCAAAGUCCAUACAGUCUCGGGCUCACGGCGCUCUAUCGGUUACUCAAACUUGCACAAUAAAAGGGCAUAAAUCCACGCUCACACCAUUGCCCACCUCAAGCUCUCUACCGCUCAAUUUGUCUGGGAUGCAUCCACACGCCCCUCUCCUCGUCAUUCUGCUGCUCUUCUCCCGUCUUAUCCUUGCUCAAGAACCUCCACUCCCACAGGCCGGAUCACCCCUGCCCCUCCCCAACCCCCUCCCAAACCCCAUUCCAGAUCUCCCCAUCCCACUCUCCGAACUCCCAACAAUGGACAUACAGUACACCACCUUCUCCCGCACCACCUGCAUGAGCAACGGCAGCCCCGUUUACACCUCUAAGCCCGGCGAGUGCAUCAAGCUGCACGACGCCGACCACGGCAUUAGGGUCUACCCGACUGCAUUCCAUGGGCAGUGUAAAUGCGAGACUGGCGGGAUGGAUGUGUUCCAAUAUGUUCAGGGUUGUAGCGGAAAAUCUGCAAACGCAGCUCAUGAGGCGUCUCCAGGACUAAAGCUCGCUGCCGUAGAUGCGUCAAAAGCAGAUCUUAUAUUUCAACGAUACAAGUGCUACCACCGCCCGUUCCCUCGCGUUCCCUCGACUGAAUGUCUCGUGACAUAG